AUGGGUUGUGGUGGCUGUGGUGGCUGUGGCAGCUGCGGUGGCUGUGGUGGCUGUGGCAGCUGCGGUGGCUGUGGUGGCUGUGGUGGCUGUGGCUGUGGAGGUUGUGGAGGCUGUGGGGGCUGCAACAGCUGCAACAGCUGCACCACCUGCAGGUGCUACCGGGUUGGCUGUUGUGGCUGUUGUGGUGGCUGCUGUGGUUGUGGUGGCUGUGGCUGUGGCUGUGGUGGCUGUGGCUGUGGUGGUUGUGGCUGUGGCUGUGGUCGCUGCUGUGGCUGCUGUGGCUGCUGCACCCCUGUGGUCUGCUGCUGCCGCCGCACCUGCUGCCGCUCCUGUGGCUGUGGCUCCUGUGGCUGUGGCUGUGGCUGUGGGAAGGGCUGUUGCCAGCAGAAGUGCUGCUGCCAGCAGAAGUGUGGCUGCAAGAAGCAGUGCUGCUGCUAG
This is a messenger RNA of Peromyscus californicus insignis, 438 nucleotides long. RefSeq names its product keratin-associated protein 5-2-like. The transcript has a single exon. Lineage: Eukaryota; Metazoa; Chordata; Mammalia; Rodentia; Cricetidae. The coding region runs from base 1 to 438 and encodes 145 amino acids. The record is from RefSeq and is a predicted model, not a curated record.